AUGAAGUUCUCAACACUCUUCACCCUCGCCUCGACGGCCGUGGCAGUCCUGGCCAGCAGAGCCUCGCUGCCGUCGUAUCCUAUUGCCAACCGCAAUCCGUACGUCUCCGCAUGGGUCACGCACGACGCGUCCCACGACUUCCCCUCGGCCCGGCCGUACUUUUGGCAGGGCCAGGCGUUGACGUGGCAGGUGCUGGCCAAGAUUGACGACACGGCCUACUGCCUGUUCAGCUGCACGAACACGACGGUCCCGCCGGCGACGCAGCUCGAUCUCGAGUUUACGGCCACGACGACGACCGUCACCCUGCAGGCGGGCCCGGCCGUCGUGACGCUCGCCUUCUUCUCGCCCGUGUCGCCGGACGACUACGUGCGCCAGUCGCUGCCGUUCAGCUACCUGACCGUCGAGGUCACGGGCCUGAAGAAGCCCAAGCACGGCGACUGGCCCGUGGUCGACAUCAUGAGCGAGAUUGACGCGUCGUGGACGGGGCAGGGAAGCAACGUGCAGGCCUUCUUUUCGGAGACAAAGGGCGGGUCGCGCCUGUUUGUCGUCAACGGCACGCGCCCUGUGACGUUUGGCGAGAACAACCAGAUGGCGGUCUGGGGCAACGUCGUCCUGGCCGCCCACACGCGUUUCGGAGCCGUCUCGUGGCAGGCCGACACGGGGCCCAACAACGCCGCCCAGCUGUCGACCAACGGCACGCUGACCGGCAAGACGACGGGCUACGUCCCGAGCAACCACCUGGCCCUGUCGUACCGUCUGACAAAGGGGGGCAACAACAACAAGCAGGCCGUCACCUUUGUCGUCGGCAUCGAGCAGGAACAGGCCUUCAAUGCGUACGGCGAGCCGCAGGCAUUCUACUAUCGAUCCCGCGUGGCGGCUGGCGCCGAGGCGGCCGUCGACUAUGUGUUUUCCGACUUGGACGCCGCCCGCGCCGAGGGGCAGAAGGUGGACGCCACGGUGGUCCGCCAGGGCGCCGCGUUCGGGCCCAACUACACCGACAUCCUGGAAGCCUCGGUCCGCCAGACGUUUGCCGCGCUGGAAAUCGUCGUGCCGGGCGACACGCUGGACACGGCCAAGGCCAGCGCCUGGAUGAAGGAGAUUUCCACCGACGGCAACGUGCAGACGACGGCGGACCUGCUGCCCAAGGCCUGGCCCAUCUUCUACGUCAUGGCCCCCGACUACAUGCGUCUGCUGCUCAACCCCCUGCUCGAGUACGCCCUGACGUGGCCGGCCGAGUUUGGCUUCCACGACCUGGGCAAGAAGUACCCCAACGCCACGGGCGAGACGGUCGCCGCCCAGGAGGCGCUGAUUGUCGACCAGACGGCCGUCAUGCACUGGAUGGCCUACGCGUACCAAAAGGCCACGGGCGACACCGCGUACAUCCAGCCGUACCUGGCGCCCCUGCAGAAGUUUGCCGACUACCUGGUCGACAACGGCCUCUACACCGCCGCCCAGCAGUCGUCCGUCGACUCCAUCGGCGCCACCGCCAACCAGACCGUGCUGGCCAUGUACUCGGCCGUGGCCCUGACGUCCUUUGGCGCCCUCACCGGGCUCGACAACUACACCCAGAUCGGCCGCCGCUUUGCCGACGUCGUCAUGGCCGAGGGCGUCGCCGGACGCCACGUCACCGCCCACUUUGGCGACCCGGCCGCGUCGUGGAUCUCCACCUACCCCAUGGGCUGGGACAAGAUGGUCGGCCUCCGCACCUUCAACGCCUCGUCCUACGCCCUCCAGAGCGACUGGUACGCCGGCCAGCUCUCCACCUACGGCAUGCCCUUUGACUCCAACGUCACCUACGCCGUCGGCGAGUUCUUGCCGUGGGUCGCCGUCACGUCCGCGCCCGACGUGCGCGACGGCAUCCUGGGCGGCAUCCACGCCUUCUUGACCAACGGCAUCAACAACUCGCCCGGGCCCAACUGGUGGUAUGUCACGCCCAGCGCCAACGGCAAGAAUCCGCCGGGCACGUGGCCAGGCACCAGCAACAUCAACAAGCCCGUCGUCGGUUCCUACUGGAUUCUCUUGGCGCCAGAGCUGUAUGAGUAG
Messenger RNA from Sporothrix brasiliensis 5110, 2043 nucleotides. RefSeq lists its product as uncharacterized. Lineage: Eukaryota; Fungi; Ascomycota; Sordariomycetes; Ophiostomatales; Ophiostomataceae. Gene Ontology annotation, biological process: carbohydrate metabolic process. The coding region runs from base 1 to 2043 and encodes 680 amino acids. The record is from RefSeq and is a predicted model, not a curated record. The transcript has 2 exons.